Diospyros lotus (date-plum) is the source of this 1413-nucleotide messenger RNA. RefSeq lists its product as uncharacterized. The coding region runs from base 292 to 1176 and encodes 294 amino acids. Lineage: Eukaryota; Viridiplantae; Streptophyta; Magnoliopsida; Ericales; Ebenaceae. The record is from RefSeq and is a predicted model, not a curated record. The transcript has 5 exons.
CUUUCAAACCUUUUUACCUUUCCCAUGGGCCAUGGCGCAAGCUUUUCUCUUUCCCUGGCGUAGUAGAAUUGGGUUGAUUACCCAUUUUUUUGUAUCUUUUUUACACCUUUUUAUUUUGCCUGCCUUCAAAUUUAUCCGCGUAAUUCUUGUUCAAGCUUGCAAUCUUGCCCUUUCUGUCUGAAGAUUUUGGAUUCGAUUUAUUAUAUUAGGGUUCACUAUUCCUUACUUCCCCUUUCUUAUUUGUUUAGCUCAAUCUUGGAUUCCCCCGGAUCGUCUCCCAGUCACUGAGAUAUGCAUUUGAAGAAGGCGUUUUGGAGCGACGGCCUCAGCUCGGAGUCGCAGAUUCUGUCCCCGUCGCCUGUCGGAGACCUCGUGAACUCACUCGACAGCCAGCGAGUGUACAGAGAAGUCACCCUUGCUCUCCGCACCGGCCUCAAGGACGCUCGCGCCGAGUUCUCCUUCCUCCGAGUCCGCGGCCUCCGCAGCAUCCUCAAAUUCCUCCGAUCCGUCGCCGAGUCCGACUCUACUAUCACACUCUUCUGCCACACCCAAUCCUUCUCCGAUCUCCGAGUUGUUCCAGUUCUUUUUCAACAUUCACUGAAAGAGCUGGAGGAGCAGAGGGUAGCAAAUUUGAAUCACAUUUUUGGUACUCAACCCAUGAAGAUAAUAACUCCUUCAAGUGAUUCUGAAGUUGCACUUGCACUUCGAGUUUUGGAGGGAUGCUGUUUGCUCCACAGAGAGAGCACAGUGCUGGCUCAUCAACACAAGGCAAUACAGGUUUUGAUGAAUAUAUUAUCAACUCGGGGAGUACUCGAGCAGGGUGCAUGCUUGGAUGCUUUAAUUUCAAUAAUGUUGGAUUCUUCAGCUAACCAAAUGGCCUUUGAGGCAUGCAAUGGCAUUGAGGAAGUUGCAGUACUCAUAAGAGACAAACAAGUAGAUGAAAAUUUGAGGCUAAAAUGUGGAGAGUUUUUGUUGCUACUCAUCGGGCAUUUAAAUGGGAGGGAAAGAGCUCCAAUGGCAACAAUACAUGAAGAUAUAAGGCGACUUUUGGGAGAGAAAUCUGCCUCUUUGAUUUGGGCAGCUAGUCAAUUUGGGUCAACACUUGAUCCAGAGCAGAGACUGAUAGCUUUACACAUCCAAGCUCGGAGAGUACUCGAGUCACUUGAUCUUUACUGAAUCUAAUCAUCAGAAUGUUCCAUUCACAUUCAGCACCACUAUGUAACCUUCACAUGAAAUUUCAGUAGCCGUUCCUGCUGCAAGUGCCUCAUUGGAUCCGAUUGGUUUUUUGUUGCAAGCCGGAGCUACAAGGAAAUAGUGGUUUGGAACUCUGUACUGGGGAUAUUGUAUUAUCAUGUGAAUCUGUACAAAUACAUGAGAAAUAUUAUGUCAAGCUUGUUAGCUACGUGUCCAUUC